Scheffersomyces amazonensis is the source of this 1091-nucleotide messenger RNA. RefSeq names its product mating pheromone alpha (gene MFALPHA). The coding region runs from base 56 to 976 and encodes 306 amino acids. The record is from RefSeq and is a predicted model, not a curated record. The transcript has a single exon. NCBI's taxonomy places the organism in Eukaryota, Fungi, Ascomycota, Pichiomycetes, Serinales, Debaryomycetaceae.
AUGUUUUAAAACUUUUCUUCUCUUCAGAAAUUAUUAAAACUCAACUAAAUACAAUAUGAAAUUCUCAUUAUUCACUCUUUCCACUUUAAUUACUAUUGCUCUUGCAUUAGCUGCUCCUGUUCCAGAAUCUGAAGAAGCUCAAGAUUCUCUUCCAGACGUUGUCCUUCCAGACAACGCUAUCUACGCUGCAGCUCCUAUUAACACUGAUCAAUAUCCAGCUAUUGCUGAAGUUGAUGGACAGACUUAUCUUGUUGUUGUCAACGCUACUCAAGCUCCAGAAAUUGCUAAAAGAGAAGCUUCUUGGCACUUAACCUCUAAGGGUGCUUUUGUUCCAUUCAAGAGAGAUGCUAAUGCCGAUGCUGAUGCUGAAGCUGGAUGGCACUUAACUUCUAAAGGUGCUUUUGUUCCAUUCAAGAGAGAUGCUAAUGCCGAUGCUGAUGCUGAAGCUGCAUGGCACUUAACUUCUAAAGGUGCUUUUGUUCCAUUCAAGAGAGAUGCUAAUGCCGAUGCUGAUGCUGAAGCUGCAUGGCACUUAACUUCUAAAGGUGCUUUUGUUCCAUUCAAGAGAGAUGCUAAUGCCGAUGCUGAUGCUGAAGCUGCAUGGCACUUAACUUCUAAAGGUGCUUUUGUUCCAUUCAAGAGAGAUGCUAAUGCCGAUGCUGAUGCUGAAGCUGCAUGGCACUUAACUUCUAAAGGUGCUUUUGUUCCAUUCAAGAGAGAUGCUAAUGCCGAUGCUGAUGCUGAAGCUGCAUGGCACUUAACUUCUAAAGGUGCUUUUGUUCCAUUCAAGAGAGAUGCUAAUGCCGAUGCUGAUGCUGAAGCUGCAUGGCACUUAACUUCUAAAGGUGCUUUUGUUCCAUUCAAGAGAGAUGCUAAUGCCGAUGCUGAUGCUGAAGCUGCAUGGCACUUAACCUCUAAAGGUGCUUUUGUUCCAUUCAAGAGAGAUGCUAAGGCUAAUGUUGAUGCUGAAGCCUGAUGGCAUUAACCUCCUAAGGUGCUUUUGAACCAUUCUAACUCUAUUUUUUUAUAUUAUAUAAUACAUACAGACACGAUUCAAUUCUUAUUAGACCAUUGUUUCCCCUUUUCAGUUC